CGGCGACGUAGCCGCCAUCACUGGUCAUAAACCAACGACUGACGACUCUGACGGCGUAUCUUGGGUGUUGCUGGGUGUUGCUGGGCGUACAGACCCGUCCCUCGGAAAGGUCACGGCCCCGCUGGCCUCUCGCUGACCCCGGCCUGACCUAAGUAGGGUAGCUUCUCUGUCUGCUGCAGCUGUGGUGCUGCUAAAAGCCGGGAUAAUCCAAUCACACAGUCAUUAGUGCUGAGUAGGCCAGAGCCGGAACAGAUUCUGAAGAUGAAAGUGAUUUGUCCUCUGAAGAUGAGGAAGAUAUUCAGUAUGAAAUCCUGGAAAACCAGAGGGAUGAAGCCAAUCAGAGGCUGGCUGAACUGGAGGAAGUUUCCAAUCAGCUCCUGAAAGAAAUGAACGUGUUGGAGAUGCAGUUCCAGAUUGAACGUGCUUGCAGAGAGAAUGCAGAAGUACUGGCUCUCAAGGUGAGUAAAGAGAACAAAGUUCUGAAAAGGAAGAGCCAGAUGCUGAUGCCGCUGAUCCAAGAGCUGCCAGAAAACCUUGAUCUUGUAACGCUUGAUGAAGAAACUAAUGACGCAGUUGAUGGUGAUGUGGCUGAUCUCGGCGAGGUCAACAAUGAAGAGACAAUGCUACUCGAGAGUCAAGCAAAGAUCACAGCGCUGCAGGCUUCGGUGGACGGUUUACUGGCUCAGAACCUGCAGCUGGAGCAACAGGUGGAGGAACUGAACUUGGUGCAGGUCCAGCUCAGAGAGCAGCUCGCUCUGGAGGUUGAAGAGAAAGAGGCCAUUCUGAGGAAGAUGAGCAAACAGAGCAAGACCAUGAAUAAAAUCAAACGAGUCUCCCAGCUCGUCUCAGAGGAGUUCACAGAAAUGUCUCAGAAGCUGGAGCUGGAGCAGGGCCUCCGGCAAUACGUUGAAGACUUUGCCCAGCAGAUGAUAGUGGAGCAGAAGGUGGCCCAAACACAGGACACGAUGGGGACGUGUAGCUCAGAGCCCGGGAUGCAGCUGCAGCUCCAGCAGGCACUGGAGCAAAUAUCCCACGUCAGCACGGCCCUGUGUGAUAUACAGCGCUACUACCAGGAGAGCAAGGGUGCUGUGGAGCAGAGCGGUGUCAUCUCUGAGCUGCAGAACCUAAAAGAGCAGCUGGAGAUUAGUGAGAGGGAGAGGAAGACUUUGGAAACCCAACUGUCUGAAGCUCAUAGACAUGCCACACAGCUGCAGGAAGAAGUCAAACAGUUGCAAGAAAUACCGAACCAGGAGCAUAAAACUGUUGAACUGAUGGGGGAAAAAUCUCUUCUUCCACCUCCACCUCCACCUCCACCUCCACCCCCGUCCACUCCUGCCGUUAAUUUACAAGAUUUCCUGAGGAGCAGGAGACAAACCUGCAUAAAUCCAGCUGACCAAACCAAGCCAGCACCCUUGUUGGACAUGAAGGCAAAGGCAGUGGAUGAAAUGAUGGAGAGAAUAAAGAAAGGCAUUUCCUUGAGGCCCAUCCAAAAAAUACAGGACGACGACAGCUCCUGGAAGGACCAGAGAAGUGAAAACAGAAAAUCUGCCGUCAUGGAGCUCAAAGUAAUACUGGGGAACAUGAAGCAUCAGAGUCACCGCAGAGUACCUUCUAGGAGGGGGAUCGGACGAAAUGUUGGCGAGUCAGAGCUCCUGCUGGUGCUGCAGAGGAGGAGGAAAGUGAUGGGAGAUAAUCAGGACUCAUUGUCCUCAACUCAAACACAGGACCCCCAGCCAGGAGAAAGAUGUGGCCCUGCAGCAGCUGAUGGUCCCUGGGCAGCCGAGAGCAGCAGCGCUCCCGUGCUCCGGAGGCUGAAACAGAACCGGGAGAAGAGAGACUCUCGCAUCAGAGCCUCGGCGCUGGUCGUCAGCCCUGAAGAUUCACACGUAAUACCCAACAUAUAAAAUGCUCAACCUCUCUGAUGUCUGGAAACCGCUGGCUAAUGAAAGUCCAAAUAAAAACAGUUCUGUUUUAUGUUUGUUUAAUCUCCUGCUGAGUACCAGACAGAAGGAGUUUCCGAAGGAAAAGCAUUUCUUUUAAGAGCCAUUUAAGCCCGGGUCUGCAAAAAGCAGAGGGCAGUGUUAGUCAUGGUACCUGAACUCUUAUUCGUGUCUAGUCGUGUUUUAUAUCCAGAAUCCUUUAUUUUAUUUUAUGUUUAUGGGUGAGGGGGUUCUUGGCUUUCAGCUGAUCUAAGUGCAGGAAAAAUAGGUGAAUAAAGCCUGAGCCCUUACAAAAAUCCUUUCUAUGAAUACCCUUGCCCACUCCUUUCCCUAUCUUCCUCUUAAAGCUCAUUCUAGGCUGCCUUGUGUUUAGGCACAUUAGAGCUGUCACACCAGGAGCCCAAAGGUGUUGCAGCGAUAAGAGCCUCAUGUGAUCUGAUGCUUCCCUCCUGAAAGUUCUUUAAAUGCUGCGGGUCGCCUUUUGUUUUCUCACCUCUGCAUGGGGAUUGCAUAUAUGUGUGCAUGCAUGAAUGAGUGCACGCACCUUUACACCACACCAUCAAUCUGCCUAUCUACCUUUGUUAAAAGCACUUGAAAAUAGGAUGAAAUUACUCUCACCUUUCGUUCUGACACCAUUUUAGUGUCUUCACACUGUUUCACAUUAUAUAUUUACUUUAUUUAGCGCUUUACCGAAAGGUGUGCCUUUUCACUCUCGGGCAUGCAUUUUUGAUUGUUUUCAUCCGUGAUCUCAAAGGUGUUAGCAUUUCAGCUAUAGUAAUAUAUGCUGCCCUUUCUUUAUUAUUGAACUCCUGCACAUGACUGUGAUUGUGUGUGUGUGUGUGUGUGUGUGUGUGUGUGUGUGUGUGUGUGUGUGUGUGUGUGUGUGUGUGUGUGUGUGUGUGUGUGUGUGUGUGUGUGUAUUUGUGUGAGAGAAAAAUAGAGGAAGUUGUGGAAAGGUCACUCUGUAAUCCAAAAAUCAAUAUUAGGAAGAACUUUUUAAUGACUCAUAUAUGGAUGGGAUCUGAAAGGCAUCAGUUCAUGUUUCUUUCCCUUUCUUAACAUUUUAUAACAAUGUUCCAUUAUUGAGGAUUAAAAGAAAAUGCAGAUUAAUGUUAAAGCCAUCAACAUGUCUCUUUUAUUGAGUGGUACAUUUUAUACAUUUGAUCUUUUAACUUUGAUAUUUGGUCUUAAUUUUUAAUGAUUUGAGCCAAAAAGUGUAUGUUGACCAAAGAUCUAAAUUGCUGACCUAAAAAGAAAGAACUUUUGCACUCUUCAAACGGUAUUCCUCCUGAGAAAUUAGACUUCAGCUCCACUAGUUCAGAUCUUUACUGGACGAGGCUGAUGAUGCUUACGGUGACUUGCUCCUUCUGGCUGAGUCGCAGCAAAGUUUUGCAGCGAGUUAUUGACUGGCUGUCUGGGAUUCGCUCCUUUAUAGACGCACGCAAGUAGAAAGAGCAGCACGUGGAAGAGUGCGAACUGUCAGACCGUGCAUGGAUUCUUCAUUUGAGAUUUCCACCGGGCCAAACUGAAUGAGCUCAGGUCUGAACAACACGGUGAACACCAAGGAAGAGAAGUUAUAGCAUUAUAGCAUUUUAAUCCAAAGUGGGCUUGAUAAGAAAAAAAGCCUCACAUGGGGUUCAUCAUAAACCCAGUUCUUCCCAGUGACUCUGACAGUGUCAGAUGACCUUUUAACAGCUCACUGUAAUCAAAACAAAGCAGACGACUGACUUGAUAGUAGAUUACUGACUGUGACUGCAGAUGUCCUUGUGAGCUGAACGUGAUCGGCACCCACAGACCCUAACACAUCUGGACUGCGUUUCCAGACACCAUUGUUGUCAACUGUGUUAGCACCUAACAUAGCUGGAAAGAUGCGAACACAAAGCAUCUGGCAACAGUGUGGUUUGGAUCGCCGAGGUUCAAACCAAACUUAUAGUAAAGCCGUUUUCAGUUUUCAGAAAACAGUCAUACUUUGGAUGUUUCAACACUGCAUCAUACUGCUAUUAGUUAAAUGCUAACUUCGGUCGUUGUAGGGCAAAUGCACUCCGAAUGAAUUUCAACCUCUUAUUUCUCUUUUGUUGUGUGGGUUGAUUAGGAUGAUUUAUGCACGCCCACAACUAACUCCGCCGGCCGGAGCUUCUGCCAUUUUUUCGUAGCGGUGUAUCGCGUAAUUCGCGUCAGGCAGCCAAUCAGAACAGUGUCUCAUUAUCAUAGCCUCCCCGCCCACUCAGAAUCCCACAUAGAGAAGGAGGUUAGAAACGGGGAAGAUAAAGACAUGGCUUAGAGACUGAAUUUCUCAUUUAUUUAGCAAAAACAAUCAAAAGCUUGUUUUUAAGACAUUCAAGGCCUGUUUAAAAUAGGUAUUAGAUGACAUAAUAGGUCCCCUUUAAAUUACAACCUGAGUUUAUCUGUGAUACACCAAGGUGUUUUAGGGUUAACAGCUCAGAUUCUGCAGUCUGUUGUAUGCCUUCUUUUAUAGUAACAAACCUUUUUUAUAUAUUUGAAAGUUGGCGUCGGGGCAGUCGUUUUCCAUUCUUUUUUCAGACUCAUGGACAACAGACCGACAGAGAGAGAGAGCAAACCAAUAAACCACACCCUAACCCUGAUAAAUCAUUAACUUCCUCAAUGAUUCUUAUUUUGAAUUCUGUAUUCAAGGCUCAUUUUGAGAUAUUUUUCUUGUAUUUCAUUGUCCUGACAAAAAAAAAAUCAAAAUGUAUAGACCAACUGUGUGUAAUUUUGAAUGUUUAAAAACAUUAAUAAAA
This is a messenger RNA of Cololabis saira (Pacific saury), 4699 nucleotides long. It is a transcript of the gene shtn2, whose product is annotated as shootin 2. The transcript is spliced from 18 exons. Lineage: Eukaryota; Metazoa; Chordata; Actinopteri; Beloniformes; Belonidae. Bases 387 to 1904 code for a protein of 505 amino acids. The record is from RefSeq and is a predicted model, not a curated record.